Molecule: messenger RNA, 1472 nt
Organism: Tribolium castaneum (red flour beetle)
Lineage: Eukaryota; Metazoa; Arthropoda; Insecta; Coleoptera; Tenebrionidae
Exons: 2
Coding region: 478-1434 (318 amino acids)
Source: RefSeq, a predicted model, not a curated record
AAACCACCCUGUUAAUCAACUGAUUGGGUUUUUCUGGCGAUAAGGUGAGAUGUUGGGAAAUUCCACAUGAAAACAAGAAUGUGUGGAAAAAUUCACGCGUGUUCUAAUGGUUAUCGAUUAUAAAGUUCGGUCUUGAUUCUUUCGCUUCCGAUUUUCACAGAAGACACGGUUUCGUCAUUAUUGUUUUCCGAAAUCUUGCUGAAAAUAACAAGGUCAGCAUGUGGAGCUUAAUUGGAACACGUCACUCUAAUUAAGUCCUUAACUGCCGUUUUUAAAAUUCAUUAAAUUCAACUUAAUUGUGUUUGCUUUGGUUGAAAAAAUCAAAUGCAAUGCUAGUGACGUGACGCAAAAUGAUAAAUUAACAACUUAUUGCUAAUCUAUCAAGGUUCCCAAAAUUAAUUUUGGGUUGGCUUUCCUUUCUGUAUCCUGGACACCGUAAAUUAUUAAAAAAAUUAGACACCAACGUCAUUUCCGACAAUGGUUCUUGGAACUGGAGAUUUUAUUCUUCUUGUGGUCACAAUAAUUUUCGUGGUAGCUGAUAUUAUUCUAGGACUGUGUGUAACUUUUGCUUUACCCAACCAUGCGAAAAGACCUGGCUGGUUCUCCGCGGACGGAAAAGCACGCACAUUUAAGGAAGCUACAAAUAUUUGUCCCUGUUUGGAAAAAGUGUUUCCCGAAGGUAGCAAAGCACCGAUUAAAUUCCACAAAGUCAAGCACAUCAAACUUGAGAAGCGAUCAGCACCGGAAGACCUCAUAACUCAACAAAUUCAGGAAUAUCCCUUUCUGGUAUCUUUGAGUAUUCCCGCAUAUAGCGACGAUCCUAGCGAGAAAUUAUUCGCUUGUAAUGGUCUGAUUCAAGAUGCAAAUUGGAUCGCAACAACUCAAACUUGUGUGCGAGAUAAAUCCGAAUGGUUCAAUCUAACUGUACGCUCAGGAAGCUUUUUUUGGUCACGAGGUGGAGUCGAACACUCGGUGAUUGACGUUCGUGAGAAUGCUGACGAUGGUCUGGUUUUGUUAAAAGUCACACCACCGUUCAGUGGAAAUUUGCUUCCACUUCCGCCAAUUAAACACUUUUAUAACGGAAACUGGACCUAUGCUGUCUCACUAGGAUGGGAUGAUAACAUGUACCAAAAACACCUGACGUCCAGAUUCAAAUACAAACCUUUCGAAGUCCAAAAAUGGACCUCCAAGAGUUGUGAUUCCAAAGUUAGUAAUAUUUGUAACAUGAAAGAAAGAAGCGAAAUUUCCAGCAAACCGUUACUGACAAGUUGCCACCAAAUACUUGGAAUGAAGACUGUUAAAAAUAAUGACUUUGGUUUGACUGAUCUCAGGAAUUCUAAUGACGAAAAAACGGGGAAUCGGGAGUCUAAAUGUUUUCCGAUAUAUGAAGACACUUGUGGUUCUACUGAUCGUGAAGUUUGUCAGAGUUAUUAAUUUUUGUUGAAUUAAAUAAAUUAAUGUAUUUGUUUAAA